Messenger RNA from Gastrolobium bilobum, 2331 nucleotides. RefSeq names its product pentatricopeptide repeat-containing protein At3g62890-like. The transcript has a single exon. Gene Ontology annotation, molecular function: zinc ion binding; protein binding; RNA binding. The record is from RefSeq and is a predicted model, not a curated record. Gene Ontology annotation, biological process: RNA modification. The coding region runs from base 1 to 2331 and encodes 776 amino acids. NCBI's taxonomy places the organism in Eukaryota, Viridiplantae, Streptophyta, Magnoliopsida, Fabales, Fabaceae.
AUGAGAAGAAGCAUAAACCUGUGUAUCUUAGAGACAAAGUUGCAACGAUGCAAAUGCCUGAAGCAAUUCAAGCAGAUUCUCUCUCAGAUGAUCCUCACUAACUUCAUCACAGACACUUUCGCCGCAAGCAGGCUCAUCAACUUCUCUGUUAACUCCACUUUCGUUCACUUCGAUUAUUCACUACGAAUAUUCAACCACCUUCACAACCCCAACACGUUCAUUUGGAACACCUUGAUGCGUGCUCAUUUGCAACUGCCACAAAACUCUCCUCACCAAGCUCUAUGCUUUUACAAGUUGUUCCUCGUUAAGGACGUUGACCCUGAUAACUAUACCUACCCAAUUCUCCUUCGAUCCUGCGCUCUUCGGUUGUCUGAAUUUGAAGGAAGACAGCUCCACACCCAUGUUCUGAAAUUGGGUUUUGAUUCGGAUGUUUUUGUUCGGAACACGUUGAUCAAUUUGUAUGCGGUUUGUGGGAACAUGGUUAAUGCGCGUAAGGUGUUUGAGGAAAGUCCUGUUCGGGAUUUAGUUUCUUGGAAUACCAUUUUGGCUGGGUAUGUUCAUGUGGGUGAUGUGGAGGUAGCGGAAUGUUUGUAUAGCCGGAUGCCGGAGAGGAACGCCAUUGCUUCCAACUCAAUGAUUGUGCUUUUUGGAAGGAAGGGUCUUGUUGUUCACGCACGUCGGCUUUUUGAUGAGAUUAGGGAGAAGGAUAUGAUUUCUUGGAGUGCAAUGGUUUCUUGUUAUGAACAGAAUGAGAUGUAUGAGGAAGCGUUGGUUAUGUUUGUGGAUAUGAAUGCAAAUGGGGUAAUGGUGGAUGAGGUGGUUGUGGUUAGUGCUAUCUCUGCUUGUACAAGCCUCUUGAUUGUCCGGACAGGGAAGUCAGUGCAUGGCUUGGCUGCUAAAAUUGGAAUUGAAGAUUAUGUUAGCCUUCAGAAUGCCUUGAUACAUUUAUACUCGAGUUGUGGGAAGAUAUUGGAUGCUCAAAGACUUUUCAAUGAUGGUGUCCUCGUGGAUCAGAUAUCUUGGAACUCAAUGAUUUCUGGGUACUUGAGGUGUGGUUCAGUUGAAGAUGCUGAGAAAUUAUUUUGCUCCAUGCCUGAGAAGGAUGUUGUGUCUUGGAGUGCUAUGAUAUCAGGUUAUGCUCAACAUGGAUGUUUCUCAGAGUCUUUGGAUUUGUUCCACAAAAUGCAGCUUCAUGGAAUUAGGCCGGACGAGACUGCUUUAGUGAGUGUCAUCUCAGCAUGCACCCAUCUGGCUGCUUUGGACUUGGGCAAAUGGAUUCAUGCUUAUAUAAGUAAAAAUAAAUUUCAGGUUAAUGUCAUUCUGGGCACGACACUUAUAGACAUGUAUAUGAAAUGUGGGUGUGUGGAAAAUGCAUUGGAGGUUUUCUAUGCACUGGAGGAAAAGGGGGUUUCUACGUGGAAUGCUCUCAUUCUUGGGUUGGCAAUGAAUGGUUUGGUAGAAAAGCCACUUAACAUGUUUGCAGAUAUGAAGAAAACCCGGACACUUCCUAAUGAGAUAACAUUUAUGGGAGUUCUUGGGGCCUGUCGGCACAUGGGCCUAGUGGAUGAGGGGCGCCACUACUUUAGUUCCAUGAUCCUUGAACACAAGAUACAGCCAAAUGUUAAGCAUUAUGGAUGCAUGGUUGAUCUUUUAGGACGUGCAGGUUUGCUUAAAGAAGCUGAGGAACUGAUUGAGAGUAUGCCAAUGGCACCUGAUGUUGCUACUUGGGGUGCUUUGCUUGGGGCUUGUAGUAAACACCAUAACAAUGAAAUGGGGGAGAGGGUGGGAAGAAAACUCAUUCAGAUUCAGCCUGACCAUGAUGGUUUCCAUGUAUUGUUGUCAAAUAUAUAUGCUUCAAAAGGAAAUUGGGGUGAUGUUCUUGAAAUUAGGGGAAUGAUGGCACAACAUGGGGUGGUGAAGACACCUGGUUGUAGCAUGAUUGAAGCAAAUGGAAUAGUUCAUGAAUUCCUGGCGGGAGAUAAGAUACACCCUCAGAUAAAUGAUAUCGAGCAUAUGUUAGAUGUAGUGGCUGUAAAAUUAAAGAUUGAGGGCUAUGCACCAACUACAAGUGAGGUUUCGCUAGACAUAGACGAGGAAGAGAAGGAAACUGCCCUUUUCAGGCACAGUGAAAAACUUGCAGUUGCCUUUGGACUUAUCACUAUUGCUUCACCAACUCCAAUCAGAAUAAUGAAGAAUUUGCGCAUAUGUAAUGAUUGCCACACUGUAGUUAAGUUAAUCUCCAAAGUAUUUGAUCGUGAAAUUGUGGUAAGGGAUCGUCAUCGCUUUCAUCACUUUAAGCAUGGGUCUUGUUCCUGCAUGGAUUUUUGGUAG